Molecule: messenger RNA, 582 nt
Organism: Limulus polyphemus (Atlantic horseshoe crab)
Lineage: Eukaryota; Metazoa; Arthropoda; Merostomata; Xiphosura; Limulidae
Exons: 1
Coding region: 1-582 (193 amino acids)
Source: RefSeq, a predicted model, not a curated record
AUGGUAGCCACUCUGCAGACCAUGCUUCAAGACAAUAACGCCUACAUACAGAGCUUCAAAACCACCAUGGAGACCUUGCCUCCAGAGUUGCUUGACUUUCAAACUGUUAUCAGGGCUAAUAGGCGUUCUGCAGGAGAACACCCGGGUAGAUACAAUGAACCCAUGGUUAACAAAGUUGCGGUGUUGAUGGUUGGAGAACCCAGUGACUGGCGAGACAUCGUUUUAAAUUCCAGGGAAGAUGGUUUGAAGCGGAUCUACGAGGGUCACCCUUCAUAUGAUGCCCUUCAGUACCCCCUCGUGUUCUGUAGAGGCGAGGAUGGAUAUCAUUUUAACUUAAACCACGUAAACCCGACCACUGCCCAGCCAACCAAUAAAAAGACCAGCUCCCGAGAGUUUUAUGCGUACCGGAUUAUAGUCAGAGAGGGCGACGCCAACCAUAUCCAUCAGUUCAAACAGCUUUUGAACCAAUUUCUGGUGGAUAUGUAUGCGAAGGUGGAGAGUGAAAGUCUGCUGUACUUCCAGACACAUCAAAAGGAACUGAGGGUGGAGAAUUAUGUACACCUUCAAGACGCUCUAAGAUGA